Messenger RNA from Melanotaenia boesemani (Boeseman's rainbowfish), 1778 nucleotides. Its product is annotated as cytochrome P450 2G1-like. Gene Ontology annotation, biological process: xenobiotic metabolic process. Gene Ontology annotation, molecular function: heme binding; iron ion binding; oxidoreductase activity, acting on paired donors, with incorporation or reduction of molecular oxygen, reduced flavin or flavoprotein as one donor, and incorporation of one atom of oxygen. The record is from RefSeq and is a predicted model, not a curated record. Gene Ontology annotation, cellular component: cytoplasm; intracellular membrane-bounded organelle. The transcript has 9 exons. Lineage: Eukaryota; Metazoa; Chordata; Actinopteri; Atheriniformes; Melanotaeniidae. The coding region runs from base 295 to 1770 and encodes 491 amino acids.
CGUUAUUUUUCCAUAUAAAGUAAAACAAAAUGUCCCCAUUUUAUUGUCUUUAUUGCAACAUGUUCAGCAGUCAGAGUGACUUUCCACUUUUUUUUUUAAAUGUUUUCUUUUUCCUGAUAAUCAGGUGAGGGUGCAUUGGAUUGCAGCAGGUCACAUGACUCACCUGUGCCCCACUGCUCUGCUCCUGCCAAAUCCCUGUUAUAUAUGAACAGUAUUCAGAUAUAAGAGCCAAUAACCACGAGAGAGAGAAAACAGAACAAAGGAGAACACAAGAGCAAAACUUGUGGAGACAUUAUGGAGUUUUCUGCUACAGUGAUCUUAGCUGGGCUGAUCUUUGCUCUGCUGUGGCUGUUUACUGUUAAAAACAGUAAGAAGUAUCGUUUGCCUCCGGGACCCUUUGCUUUUCCCCUCAUAGGAAACCUGCCGCAAAUAGACAAGAAUAGACCAUUUGAAAGCUUUCUUAAGUUCAGUGAAACCCAUGGACCUGUGAUGACAUUAUACCUGGGCUGGCAGCGGGUGGUUGUACUGGUGGGGUACAAUGCAGUGAAAGAAGCCUUGGUGGACCAGGCAGAUGAAUUCAUAGGCAGAGCACCAGUUCCUUUUAUACAGAAAGCUACGAAGGGAUAUGGUAUAGCGAUCAGUAAUGGGGAACGCUGGCAGCAGCUGCGCCGUUUCACUCUGACAACCCUACGAGAUUUUGGGAUGGGACGUAAAGGGAUGGAGGAGUGGAUCCAAGAAGAGAGCCAACACUUGAAGGCUCGGAUACGUUCAUUCAAAGGUGAAGCGUUCGACCCCGCUUUCUUGUUGAGCCACACCGUGUCUAAUGUGAUCUGCUGUUUGGUUUUUGGCCAGCGGUUCACUUAUGAAGACAAGCAAUUUUUGAAUCUUCUUAGCAUCAUAAAUACAAUUUUAAGGUUCCUCAGCAGCCCAUGGGGUGUGCUGUACAACAUCUUCCCCUGGCUCAUGGAACAUCUUCCUGGCUACCAGCACACUGUUUUUGGCAAUGUCAAGGAGGUCAGACGCUUUAUCAAGAUGAAGAUCCAAGAGCACAAAGCAACUCUGGACCCCAGCUCCCCAAGAGACUUUAUUGACUGCUUCCUCAUCCGAUCUGAUCAGGAAAAAGACAAUCCAAAAACCGAAUUCCAAAAUGAAAACUUAAUUUCAACAGGAAUGAAUCUGUUCCUGGCUGGAACAGAAACCACCAGCUCCACCAUCAGAUAUGCUCUCAGUGUGCUGAUCAAAUACCCGGACAUACAGGAGAAAAUGCAACAGGAGAUCGACACUGUAAUUGGACUGGAUCGAUGUCCCAGCAUGGAGGACCGGAAAUCCCUCCCUUUUACAGAUGCUGUCAUCCAUGAGGUGCAACGUUUUCUGGACAUUGGCCCUUUCAGUCUCCCUCACUGUGCACUGAAGGACAUCUCCUUCAGGGGUUAUACAAUCCCCAAGGACACUCUGAUUAUACCUUUCUUGCACUCUGUGCUGAAGGAGGAAAAGCAUUGGGCAACUCCCAGGUCCUUCAACCCCCAGAACUUCCUUGAUCAGAAUGGGAACUUUAAGAAAAAUCCUGCAUUCCUGCCAUUUUCUGCAGGGAAAAGAUCCUGUGUUGGUGAGUCUCUGGCUCGCAUGGAGCUCUUCCUCUUCACCGUAUCCCUCCUGCAGGGUUUCACCUUUUCUUCCCCUGGUGGACCUGAUAGUAUCAACCUCGUUCCAGAGUACAGCAGCUUUGCCAAUGUGCCUCGUAUGUAUGAAACCAUUGCCACACCACGGUGAAAGGAAAA